Messenger RNA from Mus pahari (shrew mouse), 2850 nucleotides. It is a transcript of the gene Map7d3, whose product is annotated as MAP7 domain containing 3. Gene Ontology annotation, biological process: microtubule cytoskeleton organization. The transcript is spliced from 16 exons. Lineage: Eukaryota; Metazoa; Chordata; Mammalia; Rodentia; Muridae. The coding region runs from base 18 to 2630 and encodes 870 amino acids. The record is from RefSeq and is a predicted model, not a curated record. Gene Ontology annotation, cellular component: microtubule cytoskeleton.
UCAACUUCUCUCUGAAGAUGGCGGACCCCACCAGCACAUCUUUCCGGGGUCUACGCGAACACUUGGUUGUCAUGGCUCAAGAAGUAGCUGAAGAAAGGCGACGCAAACGUGGUAGUAAUUCUUCUGCAGGUGCAAAUAAGAGAUCUUCAUGUACACCAGAUGGUUCCGUCCUUAAAAAUGAUGUCAAACAGCAGCUAGCCAAAGAACGCAGAGAAGAACAGAAACGUCAGCAAGAAGCCAACAAGGAAAAACAACUGCUUGAGAAAGAACAGAAGGCAAAGCUGCAGUAUGAAAAACAGUUAGAGGAAAAACAACGUAAGCUGAAGGAACAAAAGGAAAAGGAUGAGCAACGACGAGCUUCUGCAGUAAAAAAAAGAAAACAGAAACAGGCCGAAGACAAAGAAAAAUUCAAGGCUGUUGUGUCUCGUACAUUGGAGCGAUGCAAUCGUCUUGAACAACGACAGAAAAGGUGGUCGUGGGAGGGUGGUGUGAUGAAUGCUAACAAGUCUGGAAAACCAGAAAAUAAACGAAGUUCCUCUCUGAGUAGAAAAGACAACCGAUUACAACAUACAGGCGAUGUGCAACACGUAGAAAACCCACCUGGCAUGACCAAAUAUGUUUUCCGCUAUGUUACUGCACCAAUGUUUUCUAGUGAUGAGUCUUCUGCUAUGUUCUGUAAACCAUCAGCAAAAACGCCAGUUGCAGCAAAAUUAGAAAAACCAACUACAAAGAAACUAGACAUUUCUCUCAAGGGGCAUGUGGAAGGACUAGAAAUGUUGAAUAUAGAAGUCCCACCCAAAAAAACAAUUGAAGUACCUUGUCCAACAAAGUUGGAACAGUCAUCUGAGGCUGAUGCAGAAGGAAGACUCCAAAACAUGGAGGACAUCUCUAAAGUUAAAGAGAACAUUUUCCAGAAGGUCGAUAUCAACGUACCUAUUGAUGAGAAGAUAGCAAGACACCCUAAACCAAAUGUUGAGGAACUCCCCUCAGUGAGUGUGGAUACUUCUUCAAGGGUUGAGCCAUCCUCCAUAGUGAGUGUUGAUUCAUCCCCCUCAUUGAGUACAGGGUCAUCCUCCUUUUUGAGUGUAGAAAUAUCUCCUGUUGUCAGCAUAGAUGCCUCACUUGACACAAGCAUAGAUAACUCACCUGAACUAAGUAUGGACCCAGGGAAUACGAAAGUGGCCUCAGAAGUUAAAACAGAAGCACCUCUUCAGGCCAGGGGGGAGUCACGCCUUGAAGCAAGUGUGGAAGGACAACCUGAGGCAAAUGUUGAAGGAUCACCAAAGAGCCCAGAAAUGGACAAAAGAAACAUAAACCUUACCACCAAGAAACAAUCACCGUGCCACAUACCAUGUUACAGAUGGCCAUCAACUCCUGCCCUUGGGUAUCGCCCACCGUCUCCCUUAAAGGCUCUGCAGAAUCGAAAGAUACGACCUCCAUCUCCUAUACCAGUCUCAUCAAGAUUAUCAACAAAGACUUCUUUGUCAUAUAAAAUAACCCCUGUUCAGAAUAUCCUAUAUGUGCCAAAUUCAUUAGGUGUAAUAGCAACCAAAAAGGAAACCAUCCAAAAGUAUGCAAUCAAAAAAGAAUCUGGUAAUACAAGUAUGCCAAGUGGUGAAGCAGUCAAGAAAGCUUUUAUACCGGUACACCAUGCUACUUAUGAACAAAAAGGCAAAAAGGAAAAAGAAAGACUCCAGGAAGAGACAAAGCAAAGCAUUGCUAGGAAACCAGAAGUUAUGGCAAAGAAACUGGAUAAAGUCCCAGCGGAAAGAUUCUCACUGUGCCAAGAUAAGCAGCAAGACAAAAAUUCAACAAAGAUACUUUUUGAGUCCCUAGAAGUCCAGAAGGAGGAGCUACAGAAAGGGGACAGUGCCAUGAUGAAAUCUCAGGGCAGUGCUGACCAGAGAAAGAAGGAACAGGAAAGCAUUAUCCUCCAACAUUGGAAAGACAUAUUAGAAAGGAGAAAGGCUUCAGAAAUACCUUCUUCAUCCGAAGAUGAAGCUGAUGAUGAAGGUGAAACAGAAAGUGAAGACUCUUUUGUGAUGUUUCCAUCAGGAGGAAAAAUGUCAAUGAAACUCAAAAAGUUUCACAAAUAUGCCAAGAUAAAGCCUCAAAAGCUCGUGUUUCUGCAGUCAGAAACUGGUGAGGUUGAUACCAACCAAAAUGUAUAUUUUAAUGGGAACACGAAAGCUGUCAAACAAAAAGACCCCAAAUACUCUACAAUUCAAGGAAAAGGCUCAAAGUUAUCAGCUAAAAAACCACCUACCCGCCCAAUAAGAAGCAGAAAAAUAAAGGAAGGCGGCACUGCCAUCCGUCCUACUCAAAGUGCCAGCAGCAAUCCCAAUCACGAGUGGCUUUGUGACAAGGUUAUAGACCUUAGUCAGACACCUUUUCUAAAGACCACUCUAACAAAGAGCAACAAAGAACGUCCAGCGGAUUCUAAAAUAUCUCACCAAGGUCCUCAGGCACAUCUGGACCAUAGGAAAAGAGCCAACUCUGUUUCCGCCCCUUUGACCAAGGUUUUGUCCCACCUUCACAUAGCUGGAAGAGCCUCUAAUCUUGAACAUCCCUUUGCUUCCGUCUAUUCCAGACUGGCAUUUAGAAGAGAGGUAGAAGAGAGUGAUGUGUAAAUCCUGUGCGGCCUUGAAGAUUGAUCAUCUUCCACUCUGUAUUAAAACACCCAAGGCCAAGACUCAAAACUGUCUCCUUUUAGACUUGAACCUGACAAAAUAAAUAUGUGUCCAAAAAGAAAAAAGGAAAACAAACGAAAAAAAAAAAAAAAACCUGACAGUCACCUUGAGAAAAUGCUCUUAUCACUAGAGUUUUAAGUAAAAAAGGUUUCUGUUUUCC